This is a messenger RNA of Trichechus manatus latirostris (Florida manatee), 2538 nucleotides long. RefSeq names its product immediate early response 2 (gene IER2). The coding region runs from base 375 to 1043 and encodes 222 amino acids. Lineage: Eukaryota; Metazoa; Chordata; Mammalia; Sirenia; Trichechidae. The record is from RefSeq and is a predicted model, not a curated record. The transcript has a single exon.
UGCACCGGCGAGUCCCUGAGAAGGGGGGCCACCUCGAGAUAUCAUCGAGAAGUGGUGGACACUCCUCGUCCCGGUCCCCUUCCCUUUUCCCGCUCAGUAAAUCCCAUCCUGUCACUUUAAGGAGUCUCUCUUGCCACGGCGCGGUGGAAAGCCCGGAUGCGGCCCUCUGAUUGGGCGGGGCGUCUCCGUGAUCUCAUUGAGAAUAUAAAAGGGUCAGGGUGGCAAUCGCCCCGGCAGAACGUCCUCGCAGUGUCACAGCGUAAGUUAGCGUGCGGAGAAAGGCGUGAGCGAGCGCGUUGGCCGGAGUACAGCUCCUGUCAGACCUGUCCAACCCGGGAGCCCCCUCUGCUUUUACCCCCCGCCCACGAGCCGUAAUGGAGGUGCAGAAGGAAGCGCAACGCAUCAUGACCCUGUCGGUGUGGAAGAUGUACCACUCACGGAUGCAGCGCGGUGGUCUGCGGCUGCACCGGAGUCUGCAGCUGUCGCUGGUCAUGCGCAGCGCACGGGAGCUCUACCUCUCCGCCAAGGUGGAGGCUCACGAGCCUGAGGUGCCCUUGCCGACCGGCCGCUCCCCUGACCCUCGCCUGCACCCGCCGCGGGAAGCGGAAGCUGCAGCCCAGGCAGCGCCUCCCGACGGUGAGCCGCCCUCCCCGGAGCCCAUGGACACCCAGGAGACGCCGCGAGCCGAGGAGACCCCUUCCCGCUGCAGCCCACGCCCCGCCAAAGCCAGCCGCAAGCGGCGGAGUAGCAGCUUGAGCGACAGCGGGGACGCCGGACUGGUCCCGAGCAAGAAAGCCAGACUGGAAGAAGAGGAGGCAGAGGAGACGCCGUCGGAAGUUCCCGAUCGCCUGCAGCCCCCUCCGGCGCAAGCGGAGGGCGCUUUCCCCAACCUGGCACGCGUCCUACAGAGGCGCUUCUCCGGCCUCCUGAACUGCAACCCUGCGGCGCCCCCGACGGCGCCGCCAGCUUGCGAGGCAAAGCCGGCCUGCCGCCCGGCGGACAGCAUGCUGAACGUGCUCGUGCGGGCCGUGGUGGCCUUCUGAGGGCCCCGAGUGGCGACACCGGAGCCCAAAGCGCAGGCUGAGCCGUCAGCCCGAGUGCGCAGAUCGAGGCGAGGCUCCCCCCCGGGGUGUGCCCGUGGAAACCGUAAAGAGGAGCCGCCGCCCGGGCUGCCGAGAGGCUCGGAGAGGGCCUUUGCCCCCCGGGAGCCGUUGCCAGCUGUGUGCAGCGGCGGCGCGGAGGAGCCGGGGACGCGGGCGCCUACCGCUGAGACCUGCCGCGUCCGCAGGUGCUGUCUUAACGGACUGGAACUCGGAUCUUUCUCCCUCCGGGACUGGGAGAAAGGGAGGCGUCGUUAUUUCCUCAGGGUUGGACGUGAUUUUUUUUUUUUUUAAACUGAAGCUGUGCUGCCUAUUCAAGGUUUUUCAGUAGUGGGUCUUUACGUUUCAACCUCAGAAUUCCAGGCACUUCCCUUUACCCUCCCUGAUAUACUUGUGCACGCGGUCAUCGUUGCGUCAUGGGGGCAGACGUAAGGCGCUUCCUGUUGCCUUGCGUGGGUGUGGGGCCUAGGAGGAGGGUCUGGGGUGUGGGCCUGCCGGGGGAGUGGGAGGAGGGCGGCCUGAGUCACGUUGCCACAGCGCGUUAUGGGUUAGUACCGGCGCUCCUGUGCCUUCGGGUGGGGGCGGGGGCCGAUCUCAUUACAGAUGAAAAUUGUUCUCAUCUGGGCAUUAGUGGUGGGGACUAUGUUCUCAGACACAGGGACACAAUCCACCCAGACGUUCCUGGUCUGAAUCACGAAAGGGUGGGGCGUGCAGAGCUGCCAUAAAGCUGAGCUGCGACCACUUGCUGGUGAGCCUUGGCCCCAGUUUUGGGAGGCGGGAUUCUUGCCAGGGUCUUUUCCGAGGGUCUGUUUACCUUUCCUGUGGUGGAUUCUGUUUAACUCCAUCUACCUGGCGUUUUGUUAAAAACGUCAGAUUGGAAAAUAAAGACUAUUUGAGUAAAAAAUCUGCUGCCUGUUUUUCUUCCCUGGUGGGGGAGGUGGAGGGUUAAGGGGUCAGGAGCUGGCGGGCUGGCGGCACUGGGGCUGGUGCCCCAGGAACCGGUCUGACCGGUUACCACGUGGGCGGAGGGAGCUGGGCCCCUUUUCUUUGCCACAGCACUUAUCUGGAGCUCCACGUGGGCUCCCUGCUGGCCCCCAGAUUUUGGGGCUCCCUCAAACUUCCACUACAACUCCGGGAUGGGGGAAAGAGUGCUUUCUGAGUUCAACGUUUGGGGGAAAACUGCUGGGUACCGUGACCCAAACCGGUUUGGGAGACCACACCUCUUGUUGGGGGGCUUUGGAAAAAUAGCAGAUCUUCCCUCCCUGUCCUGACCUACUGAAUCGACUCUGGCGGCAGUCCCAAGGACUGCUGUGGGCCCGAGCAGGUGUGCUUUAGAGCGGGCCCCUCACCCAGCAGUCUGAACCUGUUUCUGACGGUAUAACUGUGUGGCUCAGGCAGGGAGAUGAGGCUCCCAGCCUCAGUUUCCUCUUCUGUGAAA